UACACUGUAAACAAUAAAUCAAAUGGAGACUCAACCUUCUCACUUUGAGGAGAAUCUUAUCUGUCCUAUCUGCUACAAUAUCUUCAGAGAUCCGGUUCUCCUGCUGUGUUCCCAUACCUUUUGUUUGGACUGUCUGGAGCAGUACUGGGAGCACAUAGACUCACAGAUAUGCCCUAUAUGCAGGACAGAAUUCUGCAUGGGAAAUCCUCCGUACAACCUUGCCCUGAAGAACCUGUGUGAGAUCUUCUUACUGGAGAGAAAUACGAAGGCAUCUGCGGACGCUGAGUUACUCUGCAGUCUCCAUGGAGAGAAACUUAAGCUCUUUUGUCUGGAGGAUAAGCAUCUUGCAUGCAAGAUGUGUGUGAAUGUGGAUAUGCAUGUCAAUCACACAUGCAGACCUCUAGAUGAGGCAGCAGGGGCUCUCAAGGAGGUACUCAAAACAAACCUGAAGCCUUUGAUAGAGAAGCUUAAAGUCUUAAAAGAUGAGAAAUUCAUCUGUAAUCAAAGAGCAAAUCACAUCAAGAAUCAAGCCCAGCAAACAGAGGCAUGUAUUAAGGAGGAAUUUGAGCAGCUUCAUCAGUUUUUACAAGAUGAAGAGGUGGCCCGGUUAGCCACUCUGAGAGAGGAAGAGGAGCAGAAGAGGAAAAUAUUAGAUGAGCAAAUACUCAAAAUUAACUGUGAACUCUCAUCUCUCAAAGAAAGAAUCAGAGCCACUGAGGAAGAGAUACAGUCCAACAAUAUCUCAUUCCUGUUGAACUUCAAAGGCCAACUUGAAAUUACUCAGUGCACCAGUCCAGAAUGUCCAGAGAAGCUGCCAGAAGUUUUGAUCGAUGUGGCAAUGCACCUAGGGAAUCUGAAAUUCAACGUGUGGCAGAAAAUGAGGGUUGUCACUCAAUAUAUUCCUGUCAUCCUUGAUCCAAACACUGCUCACCCAUGUCUGCACCUCUCCAACAAUCUGGCUGAUGUGAGAUUUGGUCAGUGGAGUCAACAGGCUCCAGGCUACCCAAAGAAAUGUGAGGGGUAUACAAGUGUCCUAGGUUCUGAGGGAUUCAAUGCAGGGACUCACUACUGGGAUGUUGAGGUUGAGGACAACACCACAUGGGCCCUGGGAGUAAUCUCAGAGUCUGCGAUCAAGUCAAAAGACAAUCUCCCCAUUUCUGGUUUAUGGCGCUUAGGUUAUCACAAUGGUAAAUAUGGACAAGGACAUUCGGGGGAUGUUUUAACACCGUUUUUGGUGAAAGAGAAAGUCCAGCGCAUUAGAGUCUAUCUGGACUUCAACAGAGGAGAAGUGUCGUUUCUCAACCCUCUCACUGAUAUUCAUCUCCAUACCUUUAAACACACCUUCACUGAGAAAGUUUUUCCAUACUUUUGUAAUGUGUGUCCAUCUCAAAUACUCAGAAUCUUGCCAGUGCAAAAAUCUAUCACAGGAAUGUAGUCUGAAGAUAAAAGUGCACGUUCGCGUUAGCUAGCUGUGCCAAGCAAGCUCAACAGUGAGUUCCAGAAGUAAAAUCUCAUACAUUUUUGUCCACAGAUACAUUUAUUUUGUUUAAACCUUUCAAUACAGACUUACCAUGAGCUCCAAGCUGUUAAGCAAUAAUAUUCUCUAGAAGUCACAAGUCAAUGUGAUUUCAAGCUUUAGAUGAACAGUGCAUUUUGAUGUUUUUUUUUUUCUUUUUUUCUUAUGGUUUCUAUUGUUUCACUCAUAGAUUAUUUAUGCAUUGAAUUACGGAGGUAGUUUUGUGUAGUAAGACAAAUGUACAGUAGGUCUUUCCUUUUGUGAUUUUAACCUCCCAAUCACAUACAUAACAUUUUUCCUGCAUACCAUGCUUUGUCUGAAGCACAUACUUUUCCCCAAUCAUUUACAAAAGUUUGGAAUAAUGUACAGAUUUUGCUCUUAUGGAAAGAAAUUGGUACUUUUAUUCACCAAUGUGGCAUUCAACUGAUAACAAUGUAUAUUCAGGACAUUAAAAAUUUGAAAAAUUACUAUUACAAUUUGAAAAAAAAAAAAUUCUUAUUAAAAAAUCCUCCAUGUGCAUCAAUGACAGCUUUGCAGAUUCUUGGCAUUCUAUCUGUCAGUUUGUCCAGAGACACACGGGCACUUCACACACACCUUACAGUCUAGCUGAUACCACAAAAGCUCAAUGGUACGUUUUCCAAUUUUAUGUUGUCCAAUGUCUGUAUAUCUGCUCAUUCUAACCUUUUCUUUUCACUUUCUGUUUCAAAAGUGGCUUUUUCUUUGCAAUUCUUCCCAUAAGGCCUCCUGAGUCUUCUCUUUACUGUUGUACAUGAAACUGCUGUUUAGCAGGUAGAAUUCAAUGAAGCUGUCAGCUGAGGACAUGUGAGGCAUCUAUUUCUCAAACUAGAGACUCUGAUGUACUUAUCCUCUUGUUUUGUUGUACAUCUGACCUUCCACAUCUCUUUCUGUCCUUGUUAGAGCCAGUUGUGCUUUGCCUUUGAAGACUGUAGUGUACACCUUUGUAUGAAAUCUUCAGUUUUUGGGCAAUUUCAAGCAUUGUAUAUCUUUCAUUCCUCAAAACAAUGAUUGACUGACGAGUUUCUAGAGAAAGCCAUUUUUGACCUAAUAUUGACCUUAAGACAUGCCAGUCUAUUGUAUACUGGAGUAACUCAAAAACAAACACAAAGACAAUGUUAAGCUUCAUUUAAUGAACCAAAUAGCUUUCAGCAGUGUUUGAUAUAAUAGCAAGUGAUUUUCUAGUAUCAAAUUAGCAAUUUAGCAUGAUUACUCAAAGACAAGGUGUUGGAGUGAUGCUGCAGUCUAGAUUUGAUCAAAAAUAAUCUUCAAAUAGUGAUUGUGCUGUUUUUUACUUCAGUACUGUCCUGACUAUACUUUGUGAUCAGUUGAGUGAAUUAAAGUACCAGUUUCCUUCUGAAACAGCAAAAUCUGUACAUUAUUCCAAAUGUAUUCUCUAUAUCCUUUGUAUUUUAUAUACUGUGUCAAUUCAAGAUUCUUGGUAUAUUUAUUUUAUGUUUACAUUUUUGUGUAUUUAUACCAUGGAAUGUCUAUUGGCAGCUGCAGAUUCCCUCAUGAAAAUAAAAGUAUUUGUAGUUGGUGGGUUGAAAAUAAUCAACACAGGAUACAAAAAUAUAUUUUGGGGUUUUAUUCUGAUGGCUGUUAAAAACAGGAAAAAAAGCAACGGUUGAUGUGGCCUUAUAUAAAAAAGAAAUGAAAUCCAAAAAUGAAGUACAAAAAUAAAAUACGGAAUUGAAAUAUGGAACUGAAAUAAAGCACAAUUAAAUACAGUAGAGGCUAAUGUCAAAACAAAAUACAAACAGGGCAUUAGGCUACCCAUAUGCCUUAACACAUCCUUAAUACAUGCUUAUAUCAUUCACAGUAUUUUAUGCAUUUAACACAUGCUUAAAUCACCCAAAACAUCCCAUGCAUCCAGGCUUCAAGGACAUGUAUCGCAGUUCAAUUCUCAUUAUACAUUUUCACUUAAAUUGAAAAAAAUGUGGGCUAUUAAUCAUUGAAUGAGAUAUGAUUAAUAGUAAAUUUACGCUACAUAUCCAGUCAUCACACGUGACAAUUUGGUCAAACUCCACACAUGCCCCCCACACGAGGGUCCAGGCAGGGUCAGAGGGUUAAAGUUCCCCUUGCCUGAUCAGGAAAACUAAGGGUGGGUACAAGGUCGGGAACAUCACGGUGAACAAAUUUGAAAUCCCCCCAAAAAACUAACAAUAAACUUGAAACAUAAACAUAAACAUGAAUCAACUAAAUACACAUGACAACAUCUGAUCGACUUUUAUAUUCUGAUA
Xyrauchen texanus (razorback sucker) is the source of this 3774-nucleotide messenger RNA. Its product is annotated as nuclear factor 7, brain-like. Lineage: Eukaryota; Metazoa; Chordata; Actinopteri; Cypriniformes; Catostomidae. The transcript is spliced from 6 exons. Gene Ontology annotation, molecular function: protein binding; zinc ion binding. The record is from RefSeq and is a predicted model, not a curated record. Bases 23 to 1435 code for a protein of 470 amino acids.